AUGACCUACGAUCUUACGCUCGCAAAGUUGGUGGACUUGGCCAUCGGAACCCCCGAGGUGGGAACCUUCGAUCUUACGGCACUGCACAGUUUGCUGCACAUCAUCGUUCGCAAGUUGGGUUGCCAAAAGUCACAAGUGGAACUGCUACCCGAUCACAAAGGGAGACUCGAUUGGCUAAUUGAAUCGUUGGAUGAGAACCCGUCCGUUAACGUAGCAGUUGAACAAAGAGAUGGCGAUGAAGUCUUCCAAGUUCUAAAAUUUGAGAUUCAAGAACAAGAGCAAGUGGAACAGAGCACGGAGAGUGUUUCCAAUAGCUCCGACAUGCAGGACAUAUCACAACGGCUGUCAACUCUGGAAAGUGUUGUAUCUGUUUUGCCAAGCCCGGAAAAGCUACAGCGAUAUCAAUCUAGUCGAGAAUCGUUGAAGCCUGAGGAAUCGGUUGACUUCUUGAAUAUGGCCUCCCGCCUGGACACCAUCGAGGUCAGUUUAGGGAAGUUGACUUCUUUGGCUAACGAUCUGCUUUUGGAAUUUGCUCGCUUGGAGAAGAUGGUACUUCCGUAUCUGGAAGGUGGCGAUAUAGCCGUCAUGAAGACCCAAAUUGAUAACAUAAACCAUCUUUUGACGACACAGUUUCCCGGAUUCUGCUCCAGGCGCUCGUCGGACCCACAACGUGCCUCAAAGCGAUUGACGAUCAAUGCACUUCCAGAAGAUUUCUACACUCGAGGAGUUCCUACAAUAGCACAGUUACCAACAACCGCCACUAAACGUACCAAUUCUCGCUUUCAAUCCAUGAUGGUACCAGAUCAGCUGGAGAAAGAGGUCGAGUGCAUCAAAAGUGUUCUGAACGGUUUGAUCGGGAUGUUACCGCUUCCAGAUGCUUCCGGGAGCGAAUUGGUUCUAAGUAAUUCAGAGAUAUCGUGCGAUGAGUCCCAGCCCGCCAUGAGAACUAACUUCCAUCAGAAGGCGGCCAGUGCCAUUAUUAAUCUACGUUCCGUUCAGAAGGAAAUAGACGAGAUUUUUCUCGAGAAAGAAGAACGACUAGUCGCUCUGGAAACGGCGCAUAAAGAAGUUCUUGAUUUAGGAAGCAAGUUGCAAGAAACUAGCGACACAAUUAGAGAACAGUUUGAUGUGUUGGAGAGCAAGUUAGAGCAGAUGAGAGAAGAAUUAGUUUUAAAUAUUGAAGAUCGUUACAAAAGCCUCGAAAUUAAACUUGAAAAACUAUCUGAAAAUGUUGAAUAUCUCAAUAAUGACACCGUAGGACGAGUUAUCCAGCUGGAAAUGCAAAUCGAAGAUCGUCCAGACUUUGCCUUGUUCAGAACCCGAGUAUCGUUGGAAACAUUCGAAACGGAACUUGCUAUUCUCAAGCAGUGCAUGGAAGAUUUCAAACUAGAAUUCGACAGAAACGAUUUGCUACAACGAAUCGAUGCCGUGGCGUUGCAACUCUGCGAAAAGGUGGACCACAAGGAACUGUCUACGUUGGAGAUGAAAACCAAUAAGAAGUUGUCGCUGUUGCAGUUACGUUUGAACAAAUUUCUAGCACUUCAAGAGAGCAUCGAAGCGGCCGGAACUAAGCUCAAACUGUCCGGCAACUUUAAGUGCAUUUCCUGUGACCACGAAGCUACGGCGAAAGCACUGGCGGAAGUUGCACCGCAAUCAAAUCCAUUCCGAAGUAAAGUGCACUACCCGUAUGAAAUGGACGCUGGACAUGAGACUCGCAAGAAUCGGUACUGUGCCGGUUUGCACACUGCAGCUACACUGGCGCGUAAACCGAGGAAAAUCAACGUACAGCGGAUGUGUGAAUCUUUGAAACUGGAUCAGCAACUGGACUUGGGUUUGCACGUUGUGUCGCCGGAAAAUCCCGCUUAUAAAAUUCAUUUGUAG
Aedes aegypti (yellow fever mosquito) is the source of this 1881-nucleotide messenger RNA. RefSeq lists its product as uncharacterized. Bases 1 to 1881 code for a protein of 626 amino acids. NCBI's taxonomy places the organism in Eukaryota, Metazoa, Arthropoda, Insecta, Diptera, Culicidae. The transcript has a single exon. The record is from RefSeq and is a predicted model, not a curated record.